Messenger RNA from Pseudo-nitzschia multistriata, 1657 nucleotides. The record is from the annotation of a GenBank genome assembly. Lineage: Eukaryota; Bacillariophyta; Bacillariophyceae; Bacillariales; Bacillariaceae.
CACAACCUUCGACCCAGAAGAAAACAAAGACGAAAGUGACGAGAAUUAAAAAUAUCGACAGGAGCGCAGAGAGCUUGACGACAAAAUCGAAUCAGUCCAUCCGCCUUCUUCAGCUCAACUAAGACUUCGGGAACAAAAACAUGGAUUUCUCCCUACCACACGUGCACGAAGACUCUCUGGCAACCCUGUCGAAGAUUCGGCAUAUCGAUUUACCCGCCAAGGAUGAGAGGGGGGGUUCUACUGGCAAUGGGGAACCAUCGUUGGACGAGCUGCUGAUCGAAGAGGCGAACAACGCCGCAGCAAGCUUAUUCCUCGGAAAAUGGAACAACGACAACAAGGAGAACAACAGUGGUGAGGAUGCGAUGGACUGUGGGGACAACAGCAGCAAGAGCAACAACAGUAGCCUCACCGUGAAUGAGCGUCGAAUGCUGAUGAAUUCAGCUUCCUAUCCCGAACGAUCCACCMCCCAAACCGAAAAAAUCACGGAGGAUUCUCUGGUGGUCAUUUUCGAGAGUUUCGACAACCUGAAGUUUUGCUACCCCAAAAAAGGAGCGAUAUUCUCUAACCGCAACGGGCACUUUCACCACGAGGAUUUCAUCGGAAAACCUUUUGGGUGCAAGAUCCGCUCGCGGAACAACCAGGGGUGGGGAUUUGUCUACUUGCUCAAACCGACUCCAGAAUUGUGGAGCCGGUCCCUGAACCACCGGACUCAGAUCAUCCAUUUCCUUGACGCCAGCAUGAUCGUCUUCUAUCUAAAUAUCCGGCCGAACAUGGUGGUUUGCGAGAGUGGAACGGGGUCGGGGGCGCUCAGUCACUGCAUCAUGCGGAGCAUCGCUCCCAGGGGGAUGCUGCACACGUUUGAGUUCAACCAGAAACGCGCCGAGGAUGCCAAAAGGGAGUUCGCCAGCAACGGGGUAGGCCAUUUAUCGAAAGUCCACCACAAGGACGUGUGCGGGAAGCACGGAGCGGGUGGAUUCGACCAACCCCAGUCGUCGGUGGAUGCGGUUGUGCUGGACCUGCCGGAACCCUGGCUGGCAGUUCCCCACGCGGCAUACUGCAUCAAGCGAAACGCAAGGCUGGUCUCGUAUUCGCCGUGCAUCGAACAGGCGCAGAAAACGAUCGAAACACUCAAAAAGAAUGGAUUUCAUUCCAUCAAAACUAUGGAGUUUCGCCUAAAGGAAAACUACGUCGACGAGGUGGAGUACUCGAUGCCGCCCACAGAGAAGCGACAGCGGGUCGAGGACAACCGUGUGUAUCCCAGGGAAGACAAGGAGAUUGCCAGUGGCAUCGCUGCGGACGCUGCUGCCUCAAACCAAAGCGAAAAACCGGUGGUAGAAACGAAGGAAGAAAGCGGAAUUUGUAAGGAUAGUCCAACCGAAGAAAGCACCGAACAAUUGAAGACGGGCGAUGCAACAAAAAUAGGAGAAACGCAACCGGCACCGAAGGGCGCGGAGAAAAAUCCGGAGCCGAGUUCCUCAGAGGCCACGGCCCCGGCAGCAGCUAAACGAAAAGCGCCAAAAACAAAACUAGUUGCGCGGCCCUUUGUCAUCAUGCGAGGCCACACGGCAUUCUUAACCUUCGCAACCUCCGGAAAUGGCCUUCGACCAAAGCCAUAGUUUUCUCAACACGCACUGGAUAAUAAUGAUACUAAUUAUGU